AUGGCUGAAAACAAAUUCACUCUCAAGGCAGUGCCUGAGAUUGUCUUCGACUUUAGCUUGCCUCCCAAGGCCGAUGCCCUCUCCGCAGACGAAGAAAUGGCGUUGACUCGAACUGUUGCUAGCUACCCGGACCUCAGCCUCGGGGAGAGACGACAGUUGCUCAGUCGGUAUCGCAAGCUCGCUCCCGAACUUCGAAUUGCAAUCUGCUCCAUGGCCAUGGAGAAACCCAACCUCCACUUCUUCGCAGUCCAAAUUCCACAGGGAAGAGGCGUCGGCGCCUGGUUCAACGAAGAGGGCCAGCCGACAGUCCAGCUAACGGAGCUACGUUAUCACAGAGCCGUCCAUGAGUUCGACGACCCCUACAUCAGCUACUUCCCCAAGGGAAAGCGCUCUGCCUAUCUGGCCUGGUCGGACCUCGCCCGGAAGCGGGGCUUCGGCAAGGACAACUUGCAGAUGACCAUGCUGAAUCCCCUGACCGUGGCCAACCGCACCGGCGCCGGCAUCACCAUCGACGCUUCCACGGACGUGCUCUACCUGAAGUUCCACUACAAGGAGGAUAAGAAGACCCACUUCACCCCGUUCCCCGCGUACUGGAUGCUGAUCAUGGACUACUCCGCCUUGGGCGGCAUCCGCCACAUCGCGCUCGAGUUCCAGAUGCCGAGUGACAAGUGCAUCUACUGGCCGACCGAGGAUAAGCGAGUGCCGCUGGGACGAGGCCAGGGACCGCAGCAGUGCAUCUGCGGCCUGUGCGGUAAGCACCAGUCUACUCACAGCAAGGCCACCAUGGCGAAAUACUGGCUGAUUGUUGACUUCCUCCAUUGCCUUGGAAACCUCGAGACCGUCUAUCUCGUCUUCACCAAUGUCAAGCAGGGUCCUGUGGACCAUCUCUGCGAUGAGCACUACACCGCCAGCGGAGUGGCUGAUCCCAAGGGCAUCAACCAGCCUAAUCGCUGGGAGGCGUCGUCAGGCAAGGUUUUCCACUGCGAGGGAGGCAGCCUCCGCGAGCUGCGAGGCAACCACAUCAUCCUCUCGCUCGCGCCCGUCGUCAACAUCGUGCACGCCUACUACAUGUUCCACUCGCACACGUCCAUCUACGGCACCACCGCGUCGUCCACGAGACCCCGCGCUGAGCGUGCCCAGGUCAAGUUCAAGCUGGCGGUUUGGGCGUCGGACGAGUGAUAUAUUCGCUUGCGCGGCUGCCUCACCCCGCCGGUUCCCUCUUACUUUCCUAAUACGGCGCGGAAAUAUGGACGUUGUGGUUUCUCCUUCCUGGCUUGAUUUUGUUUCAAACACAUUGACGUCCUGGUAUCGGUUGUUCCUGUGCUGCAUGUCCCCCUGAGAUUAUGCUGGCCGGACUUCGGAAAGGAACAGUCAUGGAUGUUUGUCCUUUUGCUUCCCUUUUUUGGUUGUAUGACCUGAUGUCACGAUGGACGGUGCUCCCUGCCCUUGGUAGGGCAACCUCUCAGCUUUGAGAGAGCCAUUGGCUCUUGCCAUGACCACGACAUGGCUGUUAUUGACGUCGGCUAGUUUUUCCAGGUUUUCUCACCCCCUUUUUCUUUUGUUGCUUACAUCCUGGCUGCUCCAGGUCACAACCCUGGAUCGAUUCUCGGACCACA
Messenger RNA from Phialemonium atrogriseum, 1616 nucleotides. RefSeq lists its product as uncharacterized. Lineage: Eukaryota; Fungi; Ascomycota; Sordariomycetes; Cephalothecales; Cephalothecaceae. The record is from RefSeq and is a predicted model, not a curated record. The transcript has 2 exons. Bases 1 to 1179 code for a protein of 392 amino acids.